Oryza sativa Japonica Group (Japanese rice) is the source of this 1570-nucleotide messenger RNA. RefSeq names its product transcription factor MYBS3-like. Gene Ontology annotation, molecular function: DNA binding; zinc ion binding. Gene Ontology annotation, biological process: response to ethylene; response to gibberellin. The record is from RefSeq and is a predicted model, not a curated record. NCBI's taxonomy places the organism in Eukaryota, Viridiplantae, Streptophyta, Magnoliopsida, Poales, Poaceae.
CCGGAAAAGAACAAGAAGACAGAUAGAGAAGGAGAAAACCCACCGCGCGCGGCGGCGGCGGCGGCGAGGGUCGACGAGGCGACGCAUUUUGGUGAUCUCGUGGUGUCACGGUGCGUGUGCGAUGACGAGGCGGUGCUCGCACUGCAGCAACAACGGCCACAACGCGCGGACCUGCCCCGCCCGCGGCGGCGGUGGAGGCGGAGGCGGGGUGAGGCUGUUCGGCGUGCGGCUCACGUCGCCGCCGGAGGUGGCGAUGAAGAAGAGCGCGAGCAUGAGCUGCAUCGCGUCGUCGCUCGGGAGUGGCGGUGGGUCAGGGGGUUCGUCGCCGGCGGGAACGGGAAGGGGAGGAGGAGGAGGGGGAGAGGGCGCGGCCGGGUACGCGUCCGACGACCCCACGCACGCCUCCUGCUCGACGAAUGGCCGCGGCGAGCGGAAGAAAGGUACACCUUGGACUGAAGAAGAGCAUAGAAUGUUUCUAAUGGGUCUGCAGAAGCUUGGUAAAGGAGACUGGCGUGGGAUCUCUCGUAAUUUUGUUGUUUCCAGGACACCAACUCAGGUGGCUAGCCAUGCUCAAAAGUACUUCAUUAGACAGACAAACUCAUCAAGAAGGAAGAGGAGGUCAAGCUUGUUUGACAUGGUCCCAGAAAUGCCCAUGGACGAAUCCCCAGUGGUCGUAGAACAGCUUAUGCUCCAUAGUACUCAAGACGAAGCCACAAGCUCAAAUCAAUUGCCAAUAUCACAUCUUGUGAAACAGAAGGAACCUGAGUUUGCUAGACACCUGUCGGAUUUGCAGCUAAGGAAGCAUGAGGAAUCUGAGUUCACAGAACCUUCACUAGCAGCACUAGACUUGGAGAUGAACCAUGCUGCACCUUUCAAGACUAAAUUUGUUCUGACAAUGCCAACAUUCUACCCGGCAUUAAUACCUGUUCCACUAACUCUUUGGCCUCCAAAUGUUGCUAAUGUGGGUGAAUCAGGCACAAAUCAUGAAAUCCUAAAGCCCACUCCAGUGAAUGGAAAGGAGGUGAUCAAUAAGGCUGAUGAGGUUGUUGGCAUGUCCAAGCUUACCAUAGGUGACGGCAGCUCUAACUCCAUAGAACCCUCUGCUCUUUCCCUUCAGCUUACUGGACCGACAAAUACAAGACAAUCAGCUUUUCAUGUGAACCCACCAAUGGCUGGACCUGACCUAAAUAAGAGAAACAACAGCCCAAUUCAUGCAGUUUGAGAAAGCAUGGAAAAGGCCUGCUGGGUCAAAUCUUAUAGAUUAUAUAUUACUUCCCCAAUACCAUAGAAUGUUGCAUAAGGUCCUGAGCAUGUACUUUUGUAGCAGCUUCUGAGUUGUAUCACCAUAUUAUGUUCUUUGAUAUCGAUAAUGAAAAAUGUUGUAUGCAUAUACCUUUGAUAAUACAUCCUCCAUCCUUUGGAGAAAAUGGUUUUCAGUUUUGGUGCGUAAAUGUUGCCUGCAUUUUAGUCAGACAGUAUUGACACCCGGUAGCCUGUUGGGAUGCUAUACUACUACUACUAUAAUUUCUCACAUUAUCUGGAGAAAAAUGAUCUGAAGGUUUUUCUUGUA